UAUGGCAAAAUCGAUAUCCAUGGCUUAAAGAUCAAAUAGUAGAUAGACAAGUUCGAAUGUUUUGUAUCUGGUAUCAAAAAAUAAGGGCUAAAAAUAUUUUUGCACAAGGAGGUUGUGAAUGGCUUAAAGAGGAGUCUUUAAUACGUCAUAUUAAAAUUCGUAAAUAUAUUAAUGCUGCUAAAGGUAAAAGUAUAGGGCAGCAAAAUUUGUUCAAUAGCUUUACAAUUCAGUAUGGAGAAACUAAAGCAAAAGCUUUAGCUAUAAAUUUUACACAUUUAAAUUACAAUGAAAUAACUUAUCAAAAUCUAUCUUGCACUCUUGAUUUACCUCAUCUUUACUUAGAAGAAAACAAUGAUCUUGAUUCUACUAAUGAAAAAAAUUAUGCUACUUAUCAAAAUCCUGUUGCUGGAUAUGAAAUGUUAGAAUUAUUAGCAUAUAUAAUUGAGAAAGAUACUAUCGCAGAAAUUAAUAAUUCACCAUUUUGGAAUAUUCUUCUUGAUGAAUCUAAUACUAUUACUAAUGAAAAAACUCUUGCAAUUGUGUCAAAAUAUAUUGCUAAUAAUCUUCCA
This is a messenger RNA of Racocetra persica, 569 nucleotides long. The record is from the annotation of a GenBank genome assembly. Lineage: Eukaryota; Fungi; Glomeromycota; Glomeromycetes; Diversisporales; Gigasporaceae.